This is a messenger RNA of Alternaria arborescens, 780 nucleotides long. RefSeq lists its product as hypothetical. The record is from RefSeq and is a predicted model, not a curated record. NCBI's taxonomy places the organism in Eukaryota, Fungi, Ascomycota, Dothideomycetes, Pleosporales, Pleosporaceae. Bases 1 to 780 code for a protein of 259 amino acids. The transcript is spliced from 4 exons.
AUGAACAACCCAGUGAUACCACGGAAACCGCUUCCAGAGCCGGCACAGGCAUACUUCAAUGAUUCGGAUCAUUCGACUGCUACAUUCGAGUCGCAGUGGGCAGCACCUUCACCUCCUGGUCAACAAACGAAAGAUGCCAACACGGUCACCACCCUCCCACGUGAAGUUCCUUCACCUGACGAUAAGCCCGUUUACUCAGGAAGGCGGUAUGGACUUGGAUGUGGUAUCUUUGCUGGUAUAAAAACAAGUACUUUUGGCUCGACACUCUCUCGUCACUUCAACAACUUUCUGCCACCACACCAAAGAUACUUCAACAACUACAUUAACCGCCGUACGCUACUCAUCAUGAUCGGCAUCACAUUUGCUUCCGUUCUUGCUCUCAUCAUCGGUCUUGCAGCAGGCUUGUCUAUCGGCUCCAACAACAAUGCUCUUCCCCCACCCAAGGGAGCCCAGACCACCGGCGAAAUGACCUUCUACAACCCUGCGCUUGGUGCUUGUGGUACUAACCAUGGUGACGGAGACGCUGUCAUGGCCAUCUCACACGUCAUCUGGGACGAGAAUCAGGUCGGCCCUAACCCAAACACCAAUCCGCUAUGUGGCAAGAAGAUCCGAGCUCAUCGCAUUGAUGAGAGGACCGGCAAGGACGCCAGCAUUAUGGUCACCAUCGUCGACAGGUGCGUUGGGUGUGAUCGUAACAAUAUCGACGUCAGUCCCGCCAUGUUCGCCAAGUUGGCUGAUAAAGACAAGGGCAGGGUCAACGUGGAGUGGUCCUGGGCGUGA